Nezara viridula (southern green stink bug) is the source of this 213-nucleotide messenger RNA. NCBI's taxonomy places the organism in Eukaryota, Metazoa, Arthropoda, Insecta, Hemiptera, Pentatomidae. The record is from the annotation of a GenBank genome assembly.
AUGGACCAAGAUCCCGACAGCUUCCGUUGUGUCGAAUUCAUCGAAAGACAUGGAAGACAAGAGGAGGCCGUUAUCAAAGAGUGGGCGGGCCCUGUAGAAAGUGGAAGCGACGGACGGAGCGCCGGUACCUGGCUCAGCUGUGGAAUGUACACAGGGAUCGAUCGGCGGGAGGGACAUGCUCCUCCGCGCCACACCCCCGAAGCCGCAACUUAA